AUGGAUCACAAUUAUAUCAAGUAGAAAUGACUUAUCGCGAAAUUAGUACUGAAGAUUGCUAUGCUUUAGCAAUACUUAAAACAGAAGCAAUUGUUAAUAUUCUUUCAGGCCUUACUUCAGGUCUUAUUUCAGGUCUAACUUCAGUUGUUGGUAAUUUAUUAUCUAAAAGAGGCGGAAGCCCUCAAGCUGUAGGUGCCGUUAAUUAUGCAAAUGAUGUAGAAUGGAUAUCUCAAAUAUCUUUGGGCACACCACAACAAUCAUUUCUUGUGGUCUUUGAUACUGGAAGUGCAGAUCUUUGGGUUCCUUACGUUUAUUGCGAUAACUGUCAAAAUAAAAGGUCAUUUGAUCCCAGUCAAAGUUCUACCUAUCAAGACAUUGGUGAUGAUUUCUCCAUCACUUAUGCGGACGGUUCAAGUUCUUAUGGUUGGAUGGAAAUGGAUACUCUUCAAGUUGGAUACAUGUCUAUUCAAAAUCAGCAAUUUGCCAUGGUAUAUGAUGAGAGUACAGCAUUCCAAAAUGAUGUUAUUGACGGUGUUAUGGGGUGUGGAUAUGAUUCACUUUCAGUAAAUUCAGGCACUAAGACCCCUUUCACAAAUAUGUAUAAUCAAGGUCUAAUUCCUCGACAAAUAUUUUCAGUACAAUUGCGUCCCAAACGAAACCAAACUACUUAUGGUGGAAUAUUCAUUUUUGGAGGCAUCGACUCUCGUUUAUACACGGGUUCUAUAACAUAUACACCUGUAACUUAUCAAUACUUUUGGCAAAUUGGAAUUGAUGCAGUUGUAUAUAAUGGAAAUAAUGUUUUUACAAGCUCAAAGAAUAAACAACAAGUUAUAGUUGAUACCGCAACUGCGUUACUUAUUGUAGGAACAAACGUAGCAAAAACACUGCAUUCAAACAUGAGAGGAAGAUAUGAUUCUUCUUCAGGCACAUGGCAGGUUCCUUGCAAUUUGAAUAGUAAUACAAAAGUGGCAAUUAAGAUUAACGGUGUCUCACUUCAGAUUAAUUAUCAAGAUCUUGUGAGAGAAAGAGUAAGUUCUAUAAGCUCUUGGUGUUAUUCUGGAAUAGCUUCUACUGAUGCCUCGAUCUGGAUUCUUGGAGGUACCUUUAUGAAAAAUUAUUAUGUGAUAUUUGAUCGCGAAGUAAAUCGAGUUGGAUUCGCUACACCUGUUUAUGCUUAUUAA
Molecule: messenger RNA, 1181 nt
Organism: Cetraspora pellucida
Lineage: Eukaryota; Fungi; Glomeromycota; Glomeromycetes; Diversisporales; Gigasporaceae
Source: the annotation of a GenBank genome assembly